Molecule: messenger RNA, 279 nt
Organism: Penicillium chermesinum
Lineage: Eukaryota; Fungi; Ascomycota; Eurotiomycetes; Eurotiales; Aspergillaceae
Exons: 1
Coding region: 1-279 (92 amino acids)
Source: RefSeq, a predicted model, not a curated record
AUGUCGGAAUGGUCGCGAGAAGAGACGAUUAUCAUGCUCUACUUUACGUCGCGAGGGCUCCAACCGAAACCAGUGCGUUCGCUCCUCCAGCGCCGGGGCUACGACCGAUCGACUCGCGCUAUCGAGCACAAGAUCUCCGCCAUCACUCGUGAUAAUCCCCAUUUGAGACCGACCAGAGGUCAGUGGGAUCUGAAUGCGGUUGAUCGGUGGAUUGAUGAUUAUCUUCAGGACCACCAGUUGGUCAACAAGCUGAUCCAUUUCUCCUCUCCAGGAUGCUGA